Messenger RNA from Clavispora lusitaniae ATCC 42720, 627 nucleotides. The record is from RefSeq and is a predicted model, not a curated record. Lineage: Eukaryota; Fungi; Ascomycota; Pichiomycetes; Serinales; Metschnikowiaceae.
AUGGGCAAGGAAGAUUCUGAUGAUGCCACUUCGCUUGCUUCUGGGCAUUCGAAGAAGCCCAAAUCCAUGUUAUUGGACGAGGCUUCGUAUACUGCUUCCCCCAAAGUCGAUGCUGGGCCUUCCUUUAUUUCGUCGUCAUCGACUAUUUCAGAGACUCGCUCCAAUUAUUCAUCUCAUGAUGACUUUGCCUCAGAGCGGGAGAAUCUAGACAAGACGUCACAGGCAUUCAAGAGAAUGUCUAUUGCUCCGCAACGCAGUCAAUUGAGGCAAAUCUCUGAAACUGUGCCGUAUGUUAUUAGGCAUGAGCGUAUUUUAGAGAGACAACAAAAACUCGAGGAGAUGGAGGUUGCCAGUGCGAAAGAAUUAUCUAAUCGUGCUGCCAUGUUAGAAAAGAAAGCAGCUGAGCUUAAGGCUAAAGAAAAAAUGCUUUUGAAGAAAUUGGAAGAAUUUAAAAGACAAGAGGCCGAGAAGAAAGCGCAGGAGGCUCAACUGGAGACUCACAGCCACCAAGACAACGAAGGUGAAAUUGAAGAACUUAGUGAAGUUGAUAACGAGUCUUCAGGAAACUACACCAUGCAUAAGGACGAAACAAUUACUGAUUUACAUUCAAUAGUGAGUAAGCAGUAA